Messenger RNA from Chrysochloris asiatica (Cape golden mole), 894 nucleotides. RefSeq names its product nicotinamide nucleotide adenylyltransferase 1 (gene NMNAT1). Gene Ontology annotation, molecular function: nicotinate-nucleotide adenylyltransferase activity; nicotinamide-nucleotide adenylyltransferase activity. Gene Ontology annotation, biological process: NAD+ biosynthetic process. Lineage: Eukaryota; Metazoa; Chordata; Mammalia; Afrosoricida; Chrysochloridae. The record is from RefSeq and is a predicted model, not a curated record. The transcript has 4 exons. Bases 52 to 894 code for a protein of 280 amino acids.
AAGGGAGAUGUCAGAGUUUUAAAUUUAGAUCAGCAACUUCAAAAUCUUACCAUGGAAAAUUCAGAGAAGACAGAGGUGGUUCUCGUUGCUUGUGGUUCCUUUAAUCCCAUCACCAACAUGCACCUCAGGUUGUUUGAACUGGCCAAGGACUACAUGAAUGGAACAGGAAAAUAUAGAGUUGUCAGAGGCAUCAUUUCUCCCGUGGGUGAUGCAUAUAAGAAGAAAGGACUCAUCCCUGCCCAUCACCGGGUUAUCAUGGCCGAACUUGCCACUAAGAAUUCAAAAUGGGUGGAAGUUGACACGUGGGAAAGUCUUCAAAACGAGUGGAUAGAGACUGCUAAAGUACUAAGACACCAUCAAGAGAAACUGGAGGCCAGUGUCUGUGAUAACCAGCAGGACUCGCCCACUCUGCAAAAGCCUGGACGAAAGAGGAAGUGGGCUGAACAAAGACAAGAUUUUAGUCAAAAGAUAUCCCUUGAGCCGAAAACAAAAGGUAUACCAGAGGUGAAGUUACUGUGUGGGGCAGACUUACUGGAGUCCUUUGGUGUUCCCAAUUUGUGGAAGAGUGAGGACAUUGCCCAAAUCGUGGGAGGCUAUGGGCUCAUCUGUGUUACUCGGGCUGGGAAUGAUGCUCAGAAGUUCAUCUAUGAAUCAGAUGUGCUGUGGAAACACCGGAGCAACAUUCACCUGGUGAACGAGUGGAUCACCAACGACAUCUCGUCCACGAAGAUCCGGCGAGCCCUCCGAAGGGGCCAGAGCAUCCGCUACCUGGUGCCAGAUGUCGUCCAAGAAUACAUUGAGAAGCAUGAUCUGUACAGCUCAGAGAGUGAAGCUAGGAAUGCUGGGGUUAUCCUGGCUCCUCUGCAGAAAAACACUGCGGAAGCCAAGUCAUAA